UAGAGAAAGGGUUUCACCAUAAUGGAUAGGCUGGUCUUGAACUCCUGACGUCGUGAUCUGCCCACCUCGCCUUCCCAAAGUGCUGGGAUUACAGGAGUCGCCAUCGUGCCCGGCCAAGAUCUUGAAAUCUUUAAAGAGCAAAUUAAAUGAUUACACACACUCCGCCUGCAGGAAUACUUAUCAGGGUUUUAAUGGAAUGGAUCGUGAUUAUGGCCCUGGAUCUUACGGAGGGAUGGAUCGUGACUAUGGCCAUGGAUCCUAUGGGGGUCAGAGAUCCAUGGAGUCCUACCUAAACCAGUCAUAUGGCAUGGACAAUCACAGUGGUGGUGGUGGGGGUAGCAGCAUAUGGGUGAUUUUGGAAGCAUUCAUAGACCUGGAAUUGUUGUUGACUAUCAAAACAAAUCCACCAAUGUGACAGUUGCUGCUGCAAGAGGAAUAAAGAGAAAAAUGAUGCAGCCGUUUAAUAAGCCCAGUGGAACCUUUAUCAAGAAACCCAAACUAGCAAAACCUAUGGAGAAGAUAAGCCUCAACAAAUCACCCACAAAAACUGAUCCUAAAAAUGAAGAGGAAGAAAAGCGACGAAUUGAGGCUCGGAGAGAGAAACAAAGGCGCAGAAGAGAAAAAAACAGUGAGAAAUACGGAGAUGGAUACAGAAUGGCAUUUACGUGUUCAUUUUGUAAAUUUCGAACGUUUGAAGAAAAAGAUAUUGAACUGCAUCUGGAAAGUUCUUCACAUCAGGAAACGUUAGAUCAUAUACAGAAACAAACUAAAUUUGAUAAAGUAGUUAUGGAGUUUUUGCAUGAGUGUAUGGUGAAUAAAUUCAAGAAAACAUCUAUUCGUAAGCAACAGACAAAUAAUCAAACAGAAGUAGUUAAAAUAAUUGAAAAAGAUGUUAUGGAAGGUGUUACUGCAGAUGAUCACAUGAUGAAAGUAGAGACAGUUCAUUGCAGCGCUUGCAGUGUGUAUAUCCCUGCCUUACAUAGUUCAGUUCAGCAGCACUUAAAGUCUCCUGAUCAUAUCAAAGGGAAGCAGGCUUAUAAGGAACAAAUAAAAAGAGAGAGUGUCUUGACUGCUACAAGCAUUUUAAAUAAUCCAAUAGUGAAGGCGCGAUAUGAACGUUUUGUUAAGGGUGAGAAUCCUUUUGAAAUUCAAGACCAUUCUCAGGAUCAGCAAAUAGAAGGAGAUGAGGAAGAUGAAGAGAAGAUUGAUGAACCUAUUGAAGAAGAGGAGGAUGAAGAGGAGGAAGAAGAAGCAGAGGAAGUGGGGGAAGUAGAGGAGGUGGAAGAAGUAGAGGAAGUGAGAGAAGGAGGAAUAGAGGGCGAGGGAAAUAUAGAGGGAGUGGGGGAAGGAGGGGAAGUAGGGGCAGUGGGAGAAGUAGAGGGAGUGGGGGAAGUAGAGGAAGUAGAGGAAGAAACAGCAAAGGAAGAACCGGCUGAUUUCCCUGUUGAGCAACCUGAAGAAAAUUAAAUAUAAGAUAUUAGAUUUAAAAGGAGCUUUACAUUUCGGUUCUAAUGUAAAAAAGGGUAAGACAUUUAAUAGCUUAAAAUAUGAAUUAACACCCAUGUUGCAUGCAUUCCACAUAUUAAAAUUUGUUUUAUAUAAUUUCUAAAUGUUUAACAUUUGUUUAAUAAAAUGAAGGUAAAACUAUUUUAGUUUAGUUUUUAUAGCUACCAAACUUAGAUCUGAUAAAUUGUUUGUAUAAUUUUUAAGCUUAAUUUUUAUUACUUUAUUGGUGUUAAGGAUAACAAAUGUGUAUUGUUAGUAUAGCUAUUCUAAUAAUUUUAUCUUAAAUGCUGCUCUUGGGAGUGAAUAUUCAAGUGUGCAUCAAUUUUUUGAAUACUUACCCUAGAAGAUAUAAACUGGGCAAGUAUUUUGUGCUCUGACUGUGUAUUUUUUUACUGCAUUGGACAUUGAAUAGUAAUUUGCGUUAAGAUAGGCUUAAAGGCUCUUUGUGACCAUGUUUCCCUUUGUAGCAAUAAAAUGUUUUUUACAAAAAACGUUCUCCCUGGAUUAGCAGUUUAAAUGAAACAGAGUUCAUCAAUGAAAUGAAUAUUUAAAAUCAAAAUUUGCCUUAAUGUAUCAGUUCAGCUCACAAGUAUUUUAAGAGGAUUGAGAAGACUUGAAGUAAAGAAAAAAAAAUUCUCAAUCAUAUUUUUAAAAAGUAAAACUAAAAAUUUUUUAAAAAACACAUUUCAAAUAGAAGUGAGUCUGUAACUGACCUUAUUUAUACUCUUUUUAGUUUGUUCCUUUUCCCUGUGCCUGUGUCAAAUCUUGAAGUCUUCCUGAAAAUACAUUUGAUACAAAGUUUUCUGUAGUUGUGUUAGUUCUUUUGUCAUGUCUAUUUUUGGCUGAAGAACCAAAAAGCAGACUUUUCUUUUAAAAGAAUUAUUUCUCUUUCAAAUACUUCUAUCCUUUUUUAAAAAUUACUUUUUAUGGCUUAUAUACCUACAUAUAUAAAAAGAGAACUUGAGCUUGAUAGAGGAUCUAUUCUUAAGUCAUUUGUUUUCAAACAACCAUCUAUCUAUGUCACUAAUAAGUAGUGCUCUUGUUUUUUUCAGUCUUUACUGUGGCCUCUUUUGAGAGUAGGGUCCGUUUUUUUUUUUUCUUUUUUGGGACAGGGUCUCACUCUGUCGCCCAGACUGGAGUGCAGUGUAGCCUCAACCUCCUGGGCUCAAGUGAUCCUCCAACUUAGCCUACCACAUAGCUGGUACUGUUAAGUGUGAGCCACCAUGCCCAGCUAAAUUUUGUAGUUUUCGUGGAGACAGGGUUUUACCAUGUUGUCCAGGCUGGUCUCGAACUCCUGGGCUCAAAUGACCUGCCUGUCUUGGCCUCCUAAAGUGCUGGGAUUACAGGUGUGAGCCCAUGCCUGGCGUAGGGGGCUGCAUUUCAGUGAAAUUAGAUUCUUAAAGUUUUGAGGCAUUGUAUGGAUAAAUGUAUUAUAUCAGAUUGUAAGGCAUUAAGUGGGUGAAUAUAUGGACAUUUGUAGAAUCCCACAGAUAAUUUAUCUUUUUGUAUAAAAUAAGACUUUUAAAACUAGACUUUCUGGACCAAUACAGUUUUUUUUUUUGAGGUGAACUAAGUUUGCCUACCUUAAAGCUAGGAAUAUCCAGUAGAUACUUGCAUCUAAUUUUAGGGAUUUGGUGCCAAAUAAGAGAAGGUUAUUUGAAGACUAGAGAAAUUUGGAUACUCUCUAGGAGUCUGUAUUUACUUAGCAGGCUUUUGAAAGCCUUUUUGCUUAGUUCAAAUUUUAGGGAUAAUAGGACUUGUUACCCGCUUGUUUCUCCUUUAUUUGAAAAUAUUUGUGGAAGGGCUAAGGUAAAAUAAUAAUAAAUUCCUCUAGGUUAUUAGUAUUUGGUUCUUUUGAUACUAAGCUGAGUGAUUUUUUAAAAAACAAUGUCUCUGGUAAUCUGAUUGAGAUAUGAAACUUUUGGAAAGAAGACUGUGUAACAAAAAUUCUAUGUAACAACUGGAUAAAUGUUUUAGAAUGAGAGAUAGGAAAGAACAUCUAAGUAGUGUUUUUUUGUGGGACACAUGAGCCUUUAUACAGACUAGCUAAUUUGCAAGAUAAUGAUAAAAGUGUAUUUUGUUACUGUGCUUUAUUCAGAAAUUCAAAUUCAUGUAUUUCCUAUUGGGUAAUUUGUAGAUGGGCAGUUUAUAGGCAAGUUAGUUUUUGUGAUCCUUAGUGUUUAUAUUUUCAUUGCUUUUGUAAUAAGGAUUUAUAUAAGAUCUUAAACAUCUUUCAACUUCUGUUUUCCAAUUAUCACUUGUUUUCUCUAUUACAAAGUGAGAUACAUAGUUCUAAAUAACCAAAGACAUUUAUUUAUAACCUACACAGUUGUUUCAGCUACAUGCCUAGGGACUAUCCUGUAUUCUUCCCUUUGUAUCACUUCCUACCUCCAGUCUGUCAAAAAGUCUGUCUGUUCUACUUCCAACAUUUAUCUGCCCACUCUUCUACCUCCACGGCAACCAACCCAGUUCAAGUCAUGAUCGUUUCUUAUUAACGAAUCUUGAUUCCACCCUUACUGUGGUAGAUUCAGUUUUCUACACAAGUAUAAGCUUUUAAAAAUGUAAUUCAGAUAAUGUUAAUCUCAUGCUUUUUUUUUUUUUUUUUUUGUACCUAUACAGUUAGAACUCCUUAUCAUGUUGAUCAGACUGGCCUAGCUUUCCAACUUUAUAGCAUAUGCCAUUCUUCUCACCAGCCAUAAUGGCCUUCUGUUACUUUUUUGAUGAAGUUCUUUCCUACAAAGACCUUUGCAUUUUCUGUUUCUAUAGCCUGUACCCAUCAGCUUCCCUUGGCUGAUUCUUCAUCCUUCAGGUCAUCUUAAAUGUUAGAAAACGGGAGUAGUUCUAAAAUGUUUGUAGAAGCGAGGAUUUGGGGGUACCAACCUAGAUUUUACUAGAGCAUAUUCUUUGGAGAUGUUCUUUUUUCCCACUUUUUAUUUUUAUUUUUUUAAUAUAGGAUCUCUCUUUGUCAUGCAGGCUGGAAUUCAGUGGCAUGAUCAUGGCUCACUGCACCCUUGACCUCCUGGGCUCAAGUGGUCGUCCCACCUUAGCCUCCCAAGUAGCUGGGACCACAGGUGUGCACCAUCACACUCAGCUAAUAUUUGUUUUGUAGAGAUGGUGUCUUGCUUUGUCACCAGGCUAGUCUUGAACUCCUGGACACAGGCAGUCCUCCCACCUCAGCCUCCCAAAGUGCUAGGAUUAUAGGCAUGAGCCACCACGCCUAGCCUGGAGGUGAUAUAUUUUUAACAAAUAUCUCACAUGAUUUUGAAGGUGGUCAGUGAUUGCACUUUGAGAACAUUCAUAGGGCCCUCAAACAAAUUCCUGGUGCCUGUAACUCUCCCCUAUCAAGACAGGAGUUUCUGCCCUUUUGAAUAUAAACAUAGGUUUGGGGAAUUCUUCAUAAUAUUUUCUGAAAGCACUGGAAUCUGUAAUAGACCUGCGGUAGUCAGAAAAUGGGGCCUUCCCCCCCCUCAUUUAAUACUUACAACUGUAUUGUGAAGUUAGUAGGAUUAGUACUUUUCUCAUAUAAUAAGCUCAUUCUUGUACAUGUAGACACAGAGAAAAGAACUACAAAGGUAAAUGUUAGUGCAUGUUGAAAUGUAUUUAAGAACUCUGUUUUAAUCUUGUGGAUAUUAUCAGAUUAUUUUAGAUGUUAUUUAACAUUUGAUUUAUUUACCAAAUUGUCCUUACUUUGAAUAUAAGCAGACUUUUUUUAUUGUGGUAAAGUAUGCAUAGCAUAAAAUUACCAUUCUAAUCAUUUUUUAAUGUACCAUUUAGUGGCAUUAAUUACAAGCAAACUUUUUUUUUUGAGACAUAGUCUCACUCUGUGACCCAGGCUGGAGUUCAGUGGCACUAUUUCAGCUCACUGCAACCUCUGCUUCCUGGGUUUAAGCGAUUCUCAUGCCUCAGCCUCCCGAGUAACUGGGAUUACAGGCACACACCACCAUGCCUAGCUAUUUUUUUUGUAUUUUUAAUAGAGAUGGGGUUUCAUCCUGUUGGUUAGGUUGGUCUUGAAUUCCUGACCUCAGGUGAUCCGCCUGCUUUGGCCUCCCAAAGUUCUGGGAUUAUAGGCAUGAGCUGCUGUGUCUGGCAUACAAACUUUUGAUUACAGUUUGAGACCUGUUGAUGGACAGAAAAUGGAGUAACCACACAGGCAGAAAUGUUCUAGUCUGCGUGACAGUUACGGUUCAUUUUAUAAAUAAACCAUUUGACUUUAUUUGGUAGUUAUGGUUCCUAUCCUGAGUGCUGGAUCUCUAUUUGGUAUUUGAACAAAUCCAGGGAAUCUGCAAGGCUGAAAGGCAGAUUCUUGGCAAUGGUAAAUUCAGUAGGUCCUGCCACCGUUUGAGGCCUCCUUGGAGACAGCCACACUAGUCUAAUCUCUGCUUGACUUUCCCUUCUUUUUUCCCAGACCUCUAAUUCCCAGAGGUCUGUUAUGAAUUCUAAUGCUUUCAGAACAUACUACGGAGAAUCCCACAAUGAUAAAUUUUCCCAGUUUUUGUUUUAAAACAAAGUUUAAAAAUACUAUAUUAGGGGUUAGGGUGAGGUGAUGUUGAUGUUGACAGAUGGCCCCCUUGGUGACAGGGAGGUAUGAAAUAGCAUGGAGUGUGGAAGGGUACUAUGAGUAGUUUAUUUAUUAGAUCAGUAUAAAGUAUAGAUUUAAAAGAGAUUAAAAUGGCAUGCUUGAUUCAAGUCAUUAUAUUCUAAAGUUCUAUUAAAAUUAUAGAGGAGGUACAGUAAUAUAAAUUUCAGUAAUAAAGAUAGCUUUAUAAUCACACUAGAAAGACAAGUGUGCUGUGAAAUAUUUCUAGAAGAUUUCUAGAAAACAAGGAAUUAGAUGUUAGUGAAACCAAGAGAGCCAAGGAACUGACAGCCACAUACAGAUGAUAAUUAAAGAAUGACUCUAGUUGUAGAGACAGCUCUGAGAUGGGAUGUCUGUAGUGUGCUAAGGCAGAUUUUUAAAGGACUAGAUAGUUAUUCUGGUCUCUGACUCAGAGCUACUGGUCCACACAAUUCCUCCAAGCUAAAGCUAUAACACAACUUGAUGUUUGCCAAAUAAGGUGAGACUCACAGAGUAUAUACGCAGAGCAUAUAAAUAGGGGUCAUCGAAGUGUGGCAAUGCCCUAGGUAUAUUGUGAUUACCGCAAGGAGCUUUGUUCCUCAUACUUACAAGCAAACAAAAAUCUGCCAGCUGUCUAUUUCCCAGUUUUCCUUCUGACUGUUCCUUUCUCCUUUCUCACACAAUUAAAAUGCUAGGUUUCCUGUAAUCACAAUCUUCAGGAAAUUUUUCACUCAAGCCCAGAAAAUAAACUCCAGAUAAUGAUACUGAGAAAUUUAUUGGUUGGAAAACUAUCUGCGGCCUCCCCAUUUCUUAGUAGAUUUUACAUUUUUAAAGGGUUGUAGAACACCAAAACAAUAUAUGACAGAUACUGUGUGUGGGCCUCAAAACCUAACCUUUAUAUAAAAAGUUUGUUGACUCCUAGGCUCUAAUUUGCAAAUAGACAAACAAAUGAGAAACAGCAAAAACUUAAGGAAAAGAGCGACAUGAAAUAUGUACAGUAAACUUAACAAGCAGAAAGAAUUCCUGGGAAAACAAUUCAGGGGGAAAAAAAUGACCAAGUAUAAUUAGUAUUAUAUGGAAUAAUAAUUAGCGCUACUUAUAAUAGUUUUAUAUGUAAUCCUCAUCAUAUUAUAUGUCAUAAUCUUCAAGUAUUUUAGAGGUUAUUGUACUAAUUUAAAAAAUGCAAGUUGCUAUAAAGAAGUAUCUUGGAAAUAAAAAACAGUUGUGAAAAUAAA
Macaca mulatta (Rhesus monkey) is the source of this 7296-nucleotide messenger RNA. The record is from RefSeq and is a predicted model, not a curated record. Lineage: Eukaryota; Metazoa; Chordata; Mammalia; Primates; Cercopithecidae.